CAAAAAGGCAGGAGUGCCAAACUUUGUACCAAGACACAAUAGCUGGAGUGCAAAAAUGAGAAGCUUGUCUUCUCUCUGCCGGAGUAGCUGGUUAUCGAGGACAAGAAGAGAAGCUCCACACUCAAUCUUAUUCUCAAAAACUCUCUGUACUGACAACAGUGAUGGGGUUCAAAGCUCAAGGAUCAAGAUCUUCGAUCGCCAUUUCAGACGCAAACAGCUUGAUCGAGCUGCUUGGUUGAUGCGUUCGAAGGAUUCUUUUGUUGAUACUGUUGCUGAGAAUCUAUUAGAUCGUUUGGAGGAUUGCAAGAAAACAUUUCCGACAGCAUUAUGUUUGGGAGGUUCGUUGGAAGCUGUCAGGCGUUUGUUACGUGGUCGUGGUGCCAUCGAAAGGCUCAUUAUGAUGUCUACAUCACAUGAUAUGGUAAAACUAUGUAGAGAUGCUGAGCAUGGCAUACAGAGUGAAAACAUUGAAACAUCGUUUAUGGUUGGUGACGAAGAGUUUUUACCUGUCAAAGAAAGUUCUCUAGAUCUGGUAAUAAGUUGCUUGGGCCUUCACUGGACAAAUGAUCUUCCAGGAGCCAUGAUACAGAGCAGAUUGGCAUUGAAGCCAGAUGGCCUAUUUUUAGCUGCAAUUCUUGGUGGAGAAACCUUAAAAGAGCUGAGAAUAGCAUGCACAGUGGCACAAAUGGAACGUGAAGGAGGCAUCAGUCCACGAAUAUCACCUUUGGCACAAGUGCGGGAUGCGGGCAAUCUUUUGACCAGGGCAGGUUUUUCCCUUCCAGGUGUUGAUGUUGACGAAUUUGUAGUCAGAUAUCCAAGUGCCCUGGAUCUCGUAGAACAUCUGCGUGCCAUGGGUGAAACCAAUGCCCUUUUACAAAGGAACACUAUUCUAAAGAGGGAAACUGCUCUGGCCACAGCUGCAAUUUAUGAUUCAAUGUUUGCAGCAGAAGAUGGCACCAUCCCUGCAACCUUCCAGGUUAUUUAUAUGACAGGGUGGAGGGACCAUCCAUCUCAGCAGAGGGCAAAAAGGAGGGGCUCUGCAACUGUGUCCUUUCAGGACAUCCAUAAGCAAUUUGGAAGUGAAAGUUGAUGAUGCUCUUUCUGCAUGGGGCUUGGCUGUUGUUUUCUAAGCAAAUAAAAGUGAACUUUCUCUACAAGAUCUUGAUGUAGUUCUUCAAUAAUACUUAAGAGUUAUAGGAGCCACUUGUGCAUGUACUUAUUUUGUGAGAGAAAAACUGCGGGACCAAAAUGUGCGGUCUUUGUUUUUUUGGGACAAAACCAAAAUGUGUUGCCAAUCAAAAUAUUUUAGUGGAUACUUCCUUUUUGUGUAA
This is a messenger RNA of Prunus persica (peach), 1331 nucleotides long. Its product is annotated as putative methyltransferase At1g22800. The record is from RefSeq and is a predicted model, not a curated record. Gene Ontology annotation, cellular component: mitochondrion. Gene Ontology annotation, biological process: mitochondrial respiratory chain complex I assembly. NCBI's taxonomy places the organism in Eukaryota, Viridiplantae, Streptophyta, Magnoliopsida, Rosales, Rosaceae. The transcript is spliced from 11 exons. Bases 56 to 1090 code for a protein of 344 amino acids. Gene Ontology annotation, molecular function: S-adenosylmethionine-dependent methyltransferase activity.